Molecule: messenger RNA, 6574 nt
Organism: Glossina fuscipes
Lineage: Eukaryota; Metazoa; Arthropoda; Insecta; Diptera; Glossinidae
Product: dual specificity mitogen-activated protein kinase kinase hemipterous-like
Exons: 10
Coding region: 425-3937 (1170 amino acids)
Biological process (GO): protein phosphorylation
Molecular function (GO): protein kinase activity; ATP binding
Source: RefSeq, a predicted model, not a curated record
AACUUAAAAGUGUGAAUUUUAAAAUGUGUAAUCAAAUUUUUUGGAAGAUUUUGAAAAAUUAAAAAAAUUGCUUGAAAAAAAUUUUCACAUGCAAAACGACUUACUGAGACUUAUGGUCUUAUAACAGAAAAAAAAGAAGAAGAAGCAUUAGUACAAGCAAUAAAUAACGAAAAUUUUUGCGAAAUAGGGAAACAAACAUCACCAGCUUCCAUUAUUCAAAAGGACAUCUUGUGUAACCAGGAGGUUUUGCGUGUGUCGCUCUUGUAAUAUGUGUAAAGGAGUUUAAGGCCAAAUUUUACCAAAGCUUUAGUUUUGUAAGAAAUCGGUACAGGCGCCUUGGAAUUUUCGGUUUUCAAGGUGACUUCUUUGCCACAUUAAAAAAGAAUUAAAAAGCAAAAGCUUGAAGUUAAGACAAAUACGCGGAAUGGCCAAAUCUAUGGAUACAAUUACCUGCAAAUUGCAGUCUCUAGAAGAGCGUUUACAAGCCGAAAAUGAAUCGAGACGUCUUUUUGAAACGUCCACAAUGGGUAUGGGACGUCCGAAUACACUACGUAGACCUCAGCUAACGGGAUUGGACAACAUACCAAAUCGCAACCAAAUGACGCUGGAUUUCGUAAGACCUACCGUACCUGCCACUGAAUCUGAAACUGAUAAAAAAUUGAAAAAAAUUCACAAACAGACUGGCAUACUAACAAUAAAUGGCCAUAAAUAUAAAUCGGAUAUUAAAGAUCUCGAGCAUUUGGGUGAUUUAGGCAAUGGUACCAGCGGGAAUGUUGUUAAAAUGCGCCAUAAACCUAGUAGCAUGGUGAUAGCAGUCAAACAAAUGGCUCGCACUGGCAAUUCGGAGGAGAAUAAACGUAUACUAAUGGAUUUGGAUGUAGUAUUGAAAUCACAUGACUGCCAAUAUAUAGUGCAAUGUAUGGGCUUUUUUGUAACCAUUUCUGACGUCUGGAUAUGCAUGGAAUUGAUGUCAAUGUGCUUUGACAAAUUAUUAAAAUUGUCCAAAAAACCGGUACCGGAGAGCAUAGUGGGGAAAGUUACAGUGGCGACUGUUAAAGCAUUAUCGUAUCUGAAAGAAAAACAUGGUGUUAUUCAUCGUGACGUUAAGCCAUCGAAUAUACUCAUCGAUGAACGUGGCAAUAUUAAGUUAUGUGAUUUUGGCAUUAGCGGUCGUCUGGUAGAUUCAAAAGCGGUCACGCGUUCAGCGGGCUGUGCAGCAUACAUGGCGCCUGAACGCAUUGAUCCUAAAAAACCAAAGUAUGAUAUACGUGCCGAUGUUUGGUCUUUGGGUAUAACGUUGGUCGAAUUGGCUACAGCACGUUCUCCAUACGAAGGCUGCAAUACCGAUUUCGAGGUAUUGGCUAAAGUGUUAGCUUCCGAUCCACCUCGUCUACCGGAGGACGACAGUUUCCACUUCAGUUCGGAAUUUCAUGAUUUCGUUAACAAGUGUCUAACGAAAAAUCAUGUUUUAAGGCCCAAAUACCCGCAACUAUUAGAACAACCAUUCAUAAAAUAUUAUGAAGUAGCCCAGGUCGAUGUACCGCAAUGGUUUAAAUCUGUAGUCGACGCAGCCGGCAUUAAAACACAUCGUAGGACACAAUUCUCAAUGCCGGCUACCUACGAUGCUAGCAAACACUAUAGAAAUCCCGCUACUGCCGUAACAAGCAGUAGUAUUGCGUUAACAACGAUUGCAAUGACAAUAAAUUCUAGUGGAUCCAUAACAACAGCACCAAAGCCUACAACUUAUAUACCCAGUUAUCAAAACUUACACAGAGGCAACAGUCUUAAACAACAUCAGCAGCAACAGCAAGAGCAACAACAAAACGAUGAAUAUUUAAUCAAUAGACAUCAGCCAUCACAACUACCUCAACCAUUAAAACAAUACAACAACAGUAACAAUAGUUCAAAUGCCACAAAUAGUUAUCAGGUGGAGGGAGGAAGAUUGGGAGGAACAGGAGGUGGGAGCGUCCAAGGUGGUAGUGGUUCAGGUAGCAGUAGCGCUACCAGCUCCAGUCCACUUUCACCACCCAGUUUUAGCUAUAAUGCCAGUUGCCUUGGCAAAGAGGAAACGCAAAAAUUUUAUCGUAAGUCUCCUUUCAUGCAAAGAAAAUAUAAUAACGUGGCAGCAACGACCAGUUAUAAAUAUCAUUCAUCGGGAGAUGAAAGCCCUAAAAAGGAAUCCGUAUUAAGUAGUAUAGGUCAUUCGAUAUUACGUAAUCUCACGACUUCACCGUUUAGCCAAAAGAAACAUCCACAUGCUGUACCUUCUCAUAUAAACCAAACUGACCCUUCAAGGCUUCUGCCUAGCAAUAAGGAUGCUCCAAUAGUUUUUGAUACUUGUGAUAGUUCAACAACAGCAACAACAACUACAUCUAACAUACAAUCUUCAAACGCAGCCACACUUUCGUCAGCUUUUCAACGUAAACGAUUUCAAGUUUCCUCCGAGGGUAGGAGCAAUUUAAAAAAAUCUGGCCUUGAACAGCAGCAGCAGUAUCAACAGCUACCAGAAAAACCUUCAUUGAUAUCACUUACCAAAAAUGAAAUACCAUCACCACGUGUACAGGGCAAUCAUAGUCCUAUAGUCCUUCAGCGAUUCUACCAUCAACAAAAUCAAUUACGAGAAAAAGAGUUAGAACGUCAACAGCAACAAAACCUUCAUCAACAUUACUUUCCUAAGUAUUCACCACCAGAAAACGUAAAUACUUUUCAAUCCAUCCCUCCACCACAGCAGCCGCAAUUUUCUCAUAUGCCCUUCGCGUUCACUAGUGGUGGUAAUAGUGCUGGUACUUUGACGUCAACAUAUUCAACAUCUAGUCAGUCAUCUACACAAUCUUCACAGUGCUCACAAAUUAUCAGUACUGAUAUUAUUAUGAAUAACGAUAAUGACGGCGGCAGUAAUGGUAGUGUAGGUCCUCGUAGUUUACCACUAACGAAUACUGAAAACAAGAUAUCUCCUCCUAUUAUGGGUUUUGGGAUUUCAUCAACGCCGGGUCAAUUGCAAUAUCAGCCAUUGCCUCAACAAUAUCUAGGUAGUAAUGUAGGAUAUACAACUAACUCAUUGAGAAGUUCACGGUCGCCUCCCACAUCGCCUGAAACCCUCUCCGACUCGGCCGUUUUAACUGCGAAAGGACAAAGCACUAGUCCAGCUAUUAGCCGUUUAAGUAAAUUGUAUGCUCAGCGGCAAUUACAUCCACAAGCGGCAAGUGGUAGUGCAGGUGGCAGCUUGGGUAAAGGAAGUUCAACCAAAGAGAAUAACUAUAAAAUGGAUAGUGGCUGGUUUAAUAGCCUGGCAGGUGCUAUGAAACGUCAAAUAGCGAAUUAUGUUAAAAUGAAUAAUUCUAACACUCAUCUAGCUCAGACAUCGUCGACCAUGAAUGGUGCCGAUUGUUCGUCCCCCGAUGUAUCCGAAACCAAGCCACAGUCUUAUUAUCGUACCAUGUCGUCGGCUGGAAGUAGCACGAACACUAGUAAUAAUACCUCGCCUACAGAGCAGGCGAAAACUGCGCUCGUCGGACAACCAGACGGAACGGAUUUUCAGGAGGCUUCUAAUGCUGCCGGCUUUUUAAGACGUUAUGCGGUAACUGGUGGAGCUAAUGCAUCAACAUGUAUUGCUGUAGGUACGGCUGCAAUGCCAGGUACGCAUACGCCUGCUCAUGUUCUAGCUAAUUUAGAUAAACGGCAUCGUUCUCCUGACCCACCACCACGCUAUAAUCGAGGCCAAUCACCUUUAUUGCUGCGUAAAAAUCUUCUAGAACUUGGUGGCCAACCACCAGGUGGUUCCCCAUUACUAAAUCGAAGAUAUGUUACAAUCUCCCCUCCCUUACCACCACCAAGACGUGGUUCUGAAAGCGUACCCGGCUCUCCGCAGCACUUUCGCACUCGUAUUCAUUAUACACCUGAACCACAGAGACGUAUAUAUCGUACAAUAGAUCAAUGAGUAGCACUGCAAAUUAUGGUUAUGUGAUAUUGGUAUGGCUUUGUUGAUGAUGACGUUACCACGGCUACCACUACUACUGCUGUUGGUGCUGACGCUGGCAGUGAACCUGCUGGUCAUCAUUCAGAUUUGACUACUUCCGAAUUAAGUUCCGCAGAUUUUCGUUUCGACAGCAGUAGCCGCAGCUUUAGCCACGGUGGUAAUAGUAUGGUUGAUCGUCUGGAUACAUUAGCUACAACAACGGCUGAAUCACAAAUUUUAAAUGCUAUGCAAUGUCCGGCUUCGGCACCAGCGUUUUCUUCGUUAUCUUUAGAUGCUGACGACAUGGAGAUGGCUCGUAUGCGUCGUGCUAAAUAUUGGCUGCAAAAGUAGUAAAAUGGGGUAAAAUAUAUUUUUGUUCUUGUAUUUUUAUUCUGUUUUUAACCAUCAUUAGAAAGAGAGAAAAAUGUGAAUUUGCUCCAAGAACUGAAGACCAAGCCAAUCGAAAUCAAAUAUCUUUUAAAAAUGAUCGGGUUGUGUCAAAUUAAUUUCGAUAAAAAGAUUAUUCCACUUCAGAGAGUGCACACAUUUAUUCAUUUUGGAAUAGUGAUGUGUACAUUUUAAAAUCCAGCACUGGAAUGCCAAAUUCUAUAUUGAGCGGCUUCUACGAUCUGUAAUAAUUUUAAAACAAUUUGAAGCUUAUUUGCUUCCUUUAUUACAUCAACCGAUUUAGGAAUGUUUUAGGAAUUUUCUCGGAUGUCGCAUUGAUGGACUGAUAGUCUUACACCUGCUAUGAAGACUGACUAACAGUUUUGAAAUGCCUUUUGUGUUAAUAUCAAAAGUAAUUAAAGGAAUAAAGGAAAAAACGAAGGUAAUCAUUUUUGCACGAAAAAUUUUUGAUAAUUCAACAGUGAUUGUCAUAAAAUAGCUUUAAAGCAAUCAAACAUGAGUGACUAUUCAAUUUUGGAACGCAAAGUAUUUUUUUUUUUCUUAUUAAGCAGAAAAUUCGACUUUUACAAUAAUGCCGAGACCACAUUUAAAUCUGUUUCAAUUUAUUUCACUUCCACGAGAUUUCGGUUAGCCUGCGACACUGAAGUAAACAUAUAUUAAAAAAAGGAACUACGUUCAAGUUUAAAUAAUAGAAGAAAGGGUUUCCUACACUUCGUUUCAAUUCUUUCCUUCUGGCGCGAGACUAACAAAUCGAAAUUGUCUCAUCACUUUUAUUUUGAAACCUUUCCAUCACCGAAGAAUGCAGGGUGUAUUCUCAUUUUGUCAGAACGUUUGCAAACGUUUGCUUCAUAGAAUAUGUAAAGAAUAUGUGUUCUUAGUCAAUAACACAUACUGAAUUGAUGUAAGCACGUCUAUUUGUCCGUCAGCAAAUCUGUGAUAAACGCUAUCCCGGUCGUAAAACUAAGAUAUCAGGCUCAAAUUUAGCAAAACCAUUAAAAGUUCUUGCAGACAAAAUGCUAUUUAAAACUAAGCAAUACGGCCCAAGGGUACGCCUAUAGUACAGCAUAUAUUGUGAAUAGCCGCCUUAUUCUCAAAAGCCAAAAAAUUACGUUAGUUGCUUGUUACUCAUAAGAAACAAGAAGCCCAAGAAUACGCUUCCGCGUACAUUUUAUGAAUCGUCUCAAAUUACCUAAAAAAAGUAGAAAAAAUCGUCCAGCACCUGCCCGAGCAACCUUAUAGAGCAGCAAAAUUAAUUUAUUUAUUAAUCUUUUUUUAGUUUAUUUUAAGAUGCAGGUGGCGGGUGUUAAUGUUUCGGUAACAGCCAUAUAUAAUAUUCUUACAUGCUGCUAGGACACGAGUAAAUAGUAUUAAGCUAACAGGGAUGUAAUUUUAAUCUUAAGUUUGUUUCAAGCAAAAAAUGAUUUGCCUUUUAAAAUUUUGGAUUUUAUUCAACUUUACUAUUUACGAUUCGGUAAACCAAUAGCUAACAGUGUUGUGCCCGCUUUAUAAACCGUUAUUGAGUAUUUUAUAUUAUGUUCUUGCUUCCACAUACGCAUCAACCGUAUGUCUUUAAGGAUCGAGAAUUCUUUUUAUGUACAAUAUAUAUUAAAUUGAAAUUUUAUAUGUGGAAGACGCGGCUAGGAUAUCUCCACUAUAAAAAUAUUCUAAAGAGUAUUGGACGAUCGCCAUGGAUUUAUUUUUGGAUUUUAGCAUUUUUGCGAAUCUUUUCGUUAAAAUCUAAAGUCAGUUUAUAUGAUAAGCAAUUCUAUAGUAAACAUUAAUUAUUUCAGAUUAUUAACAAAACUAUAAAAAUCGAAAUAAGAAUAACAUGUUUUUCUCUUUCAAAUUUUAUAAAGCGUAACUAUUCUAAGUGGUGGUUAAUAUGUCUUCUAAGAAAUUCUUAUUUUAAAUGUUAAAGUUAUUUUAAAAUAAUCUCUGAGUUGCCAAAAAGUAAAAAGGAAAACCAUUGGUUUGCAUUCCAUCAGAAUUUUUUUUUUUUUUUUUUGCAAAUUAAUCUAAAGCCUAUACAAAAUAAUAGGCGUAAAGUUUCUUACAGGCAUACACUCGUGCAUACAGAUAUAAAUAUGCAAAUGUAUAAACUACUAAAAAAUAGACUACAAAAUUUGUAAUUAACUUACAGCCUAUAUACACGCUAAGGCUUUUUUGAAAUGCGCUUUAAUAAACAAAAAAAAAGGAAAAAAAAAAGAGAAA